AUGGGGAGCGAAGGGAAGAAGAAGCCUUGUAUGCCAUUUGGCGCUGCCCGGCGCCCCUUCGGCCGCCUGCCUGCCACCCCCGUGGCGAAUGCAGUGCGUCAGAGCGAGCGUGAGGCCACGAUCGCACAAGGUGCCAGCGCUGGCACCAGCACCGGGAAGCUUCCGACCACGCCUGGCAUAUCCAAUCUCAGGAAGCUUUGGCAGCAACGCUGUGCUGAAGAGGAAGAUGCAUGGAAGGAUGGUGCUUCCCCAGCCUGUAUUUGCGGCAAGGAGCCCAUCGCCACAAAGCCUUCAACGUGCGGACUCGGCGCGCCUUGCGAGGCCUCCGCCACUCCAGAAACACGGUCUCAGCCUAGCCAGUUGCCUGCAACGGUGGCCCUGGCAAAGGCAUCAAAAGUCGAGCCAUCAGCUCGAGAAGGAUCUUCGCGGAGAACGACGCCUUUGUGGGCACAGCAGAUCUACGCACUUCCUGAAUUCGUGCAGCGCAGGGCAGAGAUGACGAACACGCGGCACCACUGUACAGCAAGUGCUGCCUCAGACUCGGAGGAACUUGACGAGGGCAUGCUGUGCCUGCCACCGCUCCUUUCGGCUGAAGUAGACUUCAACUUCCGGCUCCCAUCCAUAGGUGGGCGUUGGGUGAAGACCAUGGGUGACUAUGAGGUCUACCAGUUGGACUCGCCCAAGAGGAAAAGGCCACCUCCAGUGGACAUCAUGAGCUUCACCGUGUCCAGAAAUUCUGGCCUCCACUCGGAGCACACGACCUUUGGCGUCGGGACACGCUUUGGCAACAAGAAGGUCAUUGGACGCGGAAGGGAUUCACCAAACGGGCGCGAGUUCUACUCUCACAGCCCUCUGCAGAAGCUGAAGUGGGAGGUGGGCCCACAGUGCACGCAGGGCGUCGGAGGCCGUAAGGGAAUCCACGACACGACGGUCCCCAGCAAAGUCGGCCCAGGCAGCUACAACAUCGUGGCUUCUGCUGCAAAGUCGAAUUCACCGCUCGACGGCCCCGAAUAUUGCAAGACCUCCCUGGGGAGGAAGCUGCCCAGUACCCUGCUUCCGGUGGACAUGUGCUCUCCGGGCCCCCACCACACCUACGAGGUGCGAAAGCCGCUGGACAACGACAUCCAGCGAUUCAACAAGCCAGUGUUCUUUUACGAGGUUGCCGAUCCAGGGCUUCUGCUCACCGCCAGUUUGGCAACUCGAUGUUUCGAGGGAACUUGGAGGUGGAAGUUCCGCGCCUAUUGCCUACAGAGCGCUCAGUGUGGGUCCGUCGCGCUCUCGCAAGGUCUCGUGCGCAAAUUCAUGGCAAGGGCCAAGAGCGAUGACAGUUCUGCACUUGCUGUACAGGAGCAUGCGCACGGGACCGCGGCCGGAGAGCCAUUGGCAACAACGCGAGAUGCAAACGCCGAGGACUUCGAAGACGUCCUGAGCCCAGAGGAGCUUCAUGUGUCCACCGCGGCCUGGUGGAACUUCCUUCAGGAGUCGCCACCGUUUGUGGCCAAACUGGCUGAGCAUGACAUUCCUUUGUUCCUGCUGAAGCACCCCGAGGCGGCAGAGAACUUUCGCACCUUCCUGGUGCAGGGUGCUGGCAGAGAAAAGCUUGCGGCGUUGCAGCCCCUGCUGCUGCAAGCGGCCGCCAGGAAGCCAUCCUUUGCGACUGCUGACGAGGAUGUACAUGUGCUGACAGAGGUGGCCCUUUCCUUCAUUGAGUCCACCUACGCCUCUCACUUGACAGCCUUCCGCCGUGCGCGAUGUCUUGCGGACUUGCGAAGCCCUGAGCGCUGGUUUCCGGCUGCUCGGGGCCGGAAGCGGCGCUGGCACCUCCACCUGGGCCCCACGAACAGUGGCAAGACCCACGCAGCGCUGCAGGCGCUGCUGACUUCCGGAACCGGCCUCUACCUAGCACCCUUGCGGCUGCUAGCUUCAGAGGUCUUUCAUCGCAUGCGCGCGGCUGGGCUGCGGUGUGCGCUGCGCACUGGGCAGGAGAAGAUCGGACCUGAGGACGCCACGCACGUUGCCUGCACUGUGGAGAUGACGCCGCUGACUGGGUACGGGACUGAAGGUGCCUGGGACGUGGCCGUGUUGGACGAGAUCCAACUGCUGACGGACCCUGGACGAGGCUGGGCCUGGACGCGCGCCCUCUUGGGCACCUGUGCAAAGGACUUGCACCUCUGCGGGGCUGCGGAGCCCUCCUCGCUAGAGACGCUGCUAAAGCAGCUGGCUCUCUCGUGCGGAGAUGCCCUGCAAAGCACCUCCGUCAAGCCGAGGAGGCUAGUGCCACUGACUGUGGAGAAGCAGCCUGUCUCUGACCUCGCACAGCUGUUGCCUGGCGACGUCCUCGUCUGCUUUGCGCGUGCGGAGGUCUUGGAGGCGAAGGCGGCGCUGGAGAAGAUUGGGCUCCGAGCCUGCUGCAUCUAUGGCUCCCUUCCGCCGGAGGUGCGCAGCGAGCAGGCCGCCCUUUUCAACGAUGCCAGCAGCGGCUUUGACUUGCUGGUGGCCUCCGAUGCCAUAGGCAUGGGCCUGAAUCUUCAGAUUCGACGUGUGGUCUUUCGCAGCCUCCAGAAGUUCGACGGCACUUCGGAACGACGCCUCACCGACGCGGAGCUCCGGCAGAUUGCCGGGCGGGCCGGCCGCUUCGGCGGCCGCUACAGCCGUCAGGGCCUCGUCGCCUGCUGCCUGGCGGAGGAUGUGGCCGUCGUGGAGGCUGCUCUAAAGGACCUGCAGGACGGCGAGCCUGGAGAAACGCAACGAGAGGAGCUCAGUGCGCCUGGAGAGAAGUCGGCCAGGUUCAACGCUGCUGAGGCCGAGGCUCUCGCACGUGCUGCCUUGCUCCCCUUACCUGAGCAGUUGGAAGCUUUCAGCCAAACGCUGGAGAGGGACAUGGGGAGACCGUUGCCCUUUGCAGACUUGGUGGAAAGAUUUCUGACCAUUGCAGAGGUGUCUCCCCUCUACUUCUUGGCGCAGGCCAAAUCGGUUUUGGAACUGGCUCGGUUUCUGUCGGACGUGCGGCUUCGGCCGGGUGACAAGUUUGUCUUCUGCCAAGCCCCAGUUGGCUCCGGGGACGUGGCGGCGCUCGUGGCACUUCACGGCUUUCUCCAGAGCUUUGUGAAAGGCAGUGUCGCAUUCCCUCCGGUUGAGAUUGAAGACCUGGAGGAGGUGACCACUCAGAAGAUUUUGGAGCUCGAAGGCUUGCACAAAGUUUGCGAGGCCUACCUGUGGCUGGCGAUGCGAUUUCCGGCCUCCUUCCCAGAUGUGGACACCGCCGUCGCAACACGCUUGGACGUGGCAGGGAGGAUCUCGCGAGCGCUGAGCCUCCCGUUGCGAGCAGGGGCGAUGGAGGGCCACCUCGAGGGCCACCUCUUCGGCCAUGGAUGGCACAUGGGUCUCGCCACCCCAUCGCCGAGGCCUGGACUGGCCUACAACAACAGCGAUGCCAAGGGCAUCCAGAGGAGCACUUCCAUGGGCUUUGCUGGAGGAACCAAGCGCUGCGUGAAAUGCACCUUCGGCAUGGCCGACCGCUUCCGUGCGGGGCGACAGACCUCGAGCCCGGUGGGCGACAUGUACUACGCUCAUUCCAAGCUUCUGGGCGCCGAGGACUACAUGUCCGCGAACAGGGCCUGCACAUUCGGUGCAGGCAACAAGACAGAUUUCUCGAAUAUUUACAAAGGCCAUCGAACUGAUGUUUCGCCAGUGACUUACAGGCCAGUGGACAGCACGGCGAAGAAGACGUCUGCCUUUGACGGUCUGGUCGAUCGUUUGGCGUCCCCAACCAUGACCUUCGCACGGAGGAGCCCGUCGCCAGGCAAAUCAUCUAUGGGAAGGACCUUCUCGGCACCCAGAUGA
Molecule: messenger RNA, 3843 nt
Organism: Symbiodinium natans
Lineage: Eukaryota; Dinophyceae; Suessiales; Symbiodiniaceae
Source: the annotation of a GenBank genome assembly